Tyto alba (common barn owl) is the source of this 8164-nucleotide messenger RNA. It is a transcript of the gene CACNB4, whose product is annotated as calcium voltage-gated channel auxiliary subunit beta 4. Gene Ontology annotation, molecular function: protein binding; high voltage-gated calcium channel activity. Gene Ontology annotation, cellular component: voltage-gated calcium channel complex. Gene Ontology annotation, biological process: neuromuscular junction development; regulation of voltage-gated calcium channel activity; calcium ion transmembrane transport. NCBI's taxonomy places the organism in Eukaryota, Metazoa, Chordata, Aves, Strigiformes, Tytonidae. The transcript is spliced from 13 exons. Bases 207 to 1667 code for a protein of 486 amino acids. The record is from RefSeq and is a predicted model, not a curated record.
GCGGCGGCGGCGGAGGCACCGGCGGGAGGCGGCGCCGCACGGCUGGGGCGUCCGCAGCGCUUUGAGGGCAGGCUCAGCCCCGCCGCCGCCAAACAGGCCUCCGCCGUCCCCCCCCCCCCCCUUCCCCUUCCCCUUUUCCCCUCCCCCGCGGCGCCUCGCAGCGCCGGUUCCGCACCCAGAGAGGCGCCCGGCGUCAGCGGACCUCCAUGUACGACAAUUUGUACCUGCAUGGAUUUGAAGACUCGGAGGCGGGCUCAGCAGAUUCGUACACAAGCAGACCCUCAGACUCUGAUGUCUCUUUGGAAGAAGACAGAGAAGCAAUCCGCCAAGAAAGAGAACAACAAGCAGCUAUACAACUUGAAAGGGCAAAGUCCAAACCAGUAGCAUUUGCUGUUAAGACUAAUGUGAGUUACUGUGGAGCUCUGGAUGAAGAUGUUCCUGUCCCAAGCACUGCCAUCUCUUUUGAUGCCAAGGACUUCCUACACAUUAAAGAGAAAUAUAAUAAUGACUGGUGGAUAGGAAGGCUGGUUAAGGAGGGCUGCGAGAUUGGCUUUAUUCCAAGCCCGCUUAGACUGGAGAAUAUCCGCAUUCAACAGGAGCAGAAGAGAGGACGUUUCCAUGGAGGGAAAUCAAGUGGAAAUUCUUCUUCGAGUCUUGGAGAAAUGGUUUCUGGCACAUUUCGAGCCACACCUACUUCCACGGCAAAACAGAAACAAAAAGUGACAGAACAUGUUCCCCCAUAUGAUGUAGUACCAUCAAUGAGACCUGUUGUCUUGGUGGGUCCGUCACUGAAAGGCUAUGAGGUGACAGACAUGAUGCAGAAAGCUCUCUUUGACUUCCUGAAGCACAGGUUUGAUGGGAGGAUAUCAAUAACUAGAGUGACAGCUGACAUUUCUCUUGCUAAGAGGUCUGUUCUAAAUAAUCCAAGCAAGAGGGCAAUAAUUGAGCGGUCAAAUACAAGAUCCAGUUUAGCUGAAGUACAGAGUGAAAUUGAGAGAAUCUUUGAGCUGGCAAGGUCCUUACAACUGGUUGUCCUAGACGCAGACACUAUCAAUCACCCUGCACAACUUAUCAAGACAUCUUUAGCACCUAUUAUUGUCCAUGUUAAAGUGUCUUCGCCAAAGGUUUUGCAGCGACUGAUUAAAUCUAGAGGAAAGUCACAAAGUAAACACUUGAAUGUUCAGUUGGUGGCAGCUGAUAAACUUGCACAAUGCCCACCAGAAAUGUUUGAUGUAAUUUUGGAUGAAAAUCAGCUUGAAGAUGCUUGCGAACACUUGGCAGAAUAUCUCGAGGCAUACUGGCGUGCUACUCACACCACCAGUAGCACACCCAUGACUCCUCUCCUUGGGCGAAAUUUAGGAUCCACUGCACUUUCACCAUAUCCUGCUGCAAUCUCUGGCUUACAGAGCCAGCGUAUGAGGCACAGCAGCCAUUCUACAGAGAACUCUCCAAUUGAGCGACGAAGUCUAAUGACCUCAGAUGAAAAUUAUCACAAUGAAAGGGCUCGGAAGAGCAGGAACCGCUUGUCUUCCAGUUCCCAACACAGCCGAGAUCACUAUCCUCUAGUGGAAGAAGAAUACUCUGACUCAUACCAGGACACUUACAAACCCCAUAGGAACCGAGGAUCCCCUGGAGGAUAUAGCCAUGAUUCACGACACAGGCUUUGAGUUCAAGAACCUGGGGAAAAAUAGUCAUUCAUCAGUUGAUAACUUGCCAUAACGUAGCUAGGGGAAAAAAAAAAAAAAAAAAAAAAAAAUCAUCUUAAUUUGGCAGAUGUAACACGGUUAUACUGAAGUUGCACUCUGCUGCCAUUUGAUGUUAAGUCGGGGGCAAAAAAAAGUUACCAUGCCCUUACGUUUAUGCCCAAUCAUACAGGUUGUUAUUUGGAUUUUUUUAUUUAUCUUUUCUUUUUAGUACAGCAUUUGCAUUUAUAGCCAUACCUUUUUUGUCGUUAGAUAUUAGACACAUCCGUUUGUAAUUUAGGAUACUUAUCAAGGCACUUAUAAAAUAAUUUCCUGUGCUGGAAAUUCCAAAUGACCAGUUCCAGUUGGAACCAAUUUAUAAACCAAUUCCUGUUGGAAUUUGGGUGAAUUGACUGGAAAGUCGACUUGAGCAUGUUGCAAUCAAUUGAAAAAAAAAAAAAAGACAAAUGAAAAAUCUGAAAAUUACAAACCACUAAAAGCCAGAAAGUCAGCUGCAGCAUUUGUUUGCUGGAAACUCAAUUUACAUUUAAAGUUAGAAUAAAAGGAUUUAUUCUAACUACUUAUUUCCAGAAUGGCUUUUUCUGACAAACCAAAUGUAAACUAUUGAGAGUGCCAAAUAUCACAAAUUAUUGCAGCAGUUACAAAAUACUUUCCAGUUUGAAAUUAUUUUUAGACCUGGCAUGAAUGUUGCAGCAAAGUUAUUUCUUUAGUUUAGCCAGUACUGACAUUUUUAUUGCGGUCAGCAGUGAUGAACUGUGACCGGAUAAGGGGAAAUAGAGACAGGAAAAUGAGCAAACUUAAGAAUAGUCUGUAUGGCUAGAUGGUGAGGAUAGACAUUUUUUUUUUUUUUCCUCUUGUUUACCUGAAUACAGCUAGUAGUCCCAAAAUGGAACAUUAGUAUAUAGAUACAUAAUAUUUUUUUCUCCCAUUUGUAGUAUUCUGCCUUUUUAAAUGGAAAACAAUACACUCUUCUUACCUAGUGUGUAGGGUACCUACAUUCCAGUACAUCUGAGUACCUACCUAUCUGUUACAUCUUUCAAAAUCCAUAUUUGAAUGUCUGAAAAUUCCAGCAUCGCACAAGAACUCUCCAGAAGAUGAGUUUAAAUUUCAGUAAUUAAAUCUGAGGGAAGUGGGGCUAAAUAUUCCUAAAUGAUGAACAUUUAAAAUAACAUGCAGGUCAGAAUUAGCUUGCAAGAAAAAUGGAGUAUUGGAAAAAAAUCUGCUCACAGUGAAGUCACAGAGCUGACAUUUUUGAUUCAAAGAACUAUGAUCAAUCUUUGGAGAUACUGCUGCCUUACUUCCUAACAAUCACUUCUUUUCACCUACUGAGUCUUCAGUUCCUUUAACUAGGUAAAUUUAUGUGAUUGGACCUGAUGUCUUACAUGAUCAGUGAAGCCUUAGAUCCCAUGUGAUUGAAAAAUUUACCGUGAUUGACCGUUUUGUACAGCCCACUAAUGUCUUUAAGCAGAGACUCCUGAAAUUCCCCACUGCAUGCAUUUUCUAAAAUUGACAGAACUAUGCUGAACUUGCAUUUUUUGAAUGCAGGGUCACGUCAAAACUAUUUUUUCAAAAACGAGGAUCAUUAACUUUUGUAAUUGCUUAUUUCCUUCCCAAAGCCUGCUAAAAGUAGGCUUUAAAAGCAUGUAGCACUAAAUGAAUUUCCUGAAUAUUGCGGUUUCUUCUUCUUUCUGGACCGGUUAGCAAAGAUCACUGGUAUUUUCCACCACCGUUGAGUCUGAUUAUCUUCUUGAUGUUAACAACGAGAAAAGUAAUUCAUCUCAUAUCUGGUACAACCAAAAAUGAUGUACAUCUCUCGCAGCAUUAAAAGAUUGCGGAUGCAUGAUUAAUAUUUUAAACAACUUCACUGCCUAAAAGGCAGCCUUCAGCACCACUAGACGAUUUGAAUGGGCCAGUCACCAAGAAAAAAAUGAACAUACCUGCAUCCAUUGGAGUAACAGAGUUAAGAAUGGAUAUGACAGGCCUGAUCCUGUUUGAUUUUCUCAGGCUGAAUGCCUGCAGAUUCCAAAAAGAGCAUUCAGGCUGAGGAAGCACGGCAAGAUCUGGUCUGGGAAUGGUAGCUUCAGCUGCCUCCUCUAGUAUUUUCUGCUACAGCACAGUGGAGCAUUCUCCAGUAAUUUUUACAAAUCUUUGUUACGUGUACAGCACACAUACCUGCAUGAGAAAGAAGGCAUUAGGCAAAACAUUUUUUCUAUAAGCUUUAAUGAGUUUCUUGUUUGUGUGCAUUAAAGUAUUAAUUGCAAAGGAUGCACUGAGAUGUAUAAACCUAGAGUAGACAGCUGUUUAUCUUUAUUCUGUAGUAGCAUUAGGGAUCAGAUCAUUUAACUGCUUGAAGAUAUUUGCAUUUUAAUGGCAGGUAGCCGCGAAGCACCUACAUAUAUUUUCUAGUAAACAAGGUUACUGCUUUAUCAUUUCCUAGACAAAAAUGCCAUUUAUUUCUAGAGCCUUUUGGAGCCUUGUUUUUAAGUCUUCCAUGUCAUGCUAGUAAAGGGAAAGAUCUACACAACACAUAUGCACAAAUUCCAUCCCUGCAGCAUUUGAAGUGCCAAAACGACUUCGUUUGUUCUAAUAAAAACAAGCUUGUGAGGGGCAUCCUGUAUUGUCUUGAAAGAACCCAUCGAGUUCCUUUAUUAUGUGGGUUUAAGUUUACUCUUGUCUGUAAUUAGUUUACCCUCUCCUCUCCCACUGCCCAUUCCAUUUUAAUAUAAGAAACCAAUUAUAAGUGAUCCAGCAGGUCUCCUUGCUUGCUGGUUUUUUAUUCUUUGAAGAUAGAUAGAUCCUUAAGUACAAAUAUUCCGAACGUGCUAAUAGAUUAUUAAUUUAUUCUAGAUACAAGCUAUGGGAACUCUUUAUUUUAAAAAGUAAAUUAUUUUUAGCAAACAUGGUAAUCAGUAAAAGCUGCAAUGUUGAUCAGGACAUGUUAACUCAUAGUAUUUGUAUUAGAACUUCAGCAGUGCUAGCCAGCUGUAUUGUGAUUUAUUAUGCAAUGGCGCUAUAGAAAAUCGUGAAAUUCCUGUAUUCCUGAAUGAAUACGAGUAAGACUAAUUUUCCAGUCCUUGCACCAUUUCUUCUUGUUAUUAAAAUACUAUUAAAGAUCAGAGUUCUGUUCCUAAACUCUGGCGUAUUCAGAGGAUUUUAGAAAUGUUUAUAAAACAUUGAUUUUUUUAAAGGUCUUUUUUGUUGUUGUUGUUAUCUGAGUUUUUCGCUAGGACGCUUUUGGAUUAAUGACAAUUUAGCCAAUAAAGGUGAUAACAACGAUCUCAAUGCCCGAAGACAAUAUAUGUCAGUGCAUUCCUAUGUUUGUGAGCGAAUUAACAAAGUACUUUUAAAAUCUGGACGCCACUUUAAAGACAAUUAACUGUUAAGCUUUUCAUUUCAGAUGCUUUGGCGAGUUGCAUUUAACAGAUGGGCAGGUUCUUCUGCUAGGUCCACAGGUGAACACGCAUCCCAUGGGAUGCGCAGCCCGCGGCCGAUUAUGUUUUCCACCUGAGUAUGUUACGGAGUUGUGCUUAAAGGCAUGCAAGUAAAGCUGGUGUGUAUCGAAUUUUAGCGUGUAAAGAAUGGGCCAAACGAGAUGAUGGUUUUCUGAAGGGGUCGGUCUGGCAAAAACCGGUUCCUCUGCCUGAGAGCUGAUAGCGCAGUACGGCCCGAUGCCUGGACGUUGUCCUGCACCCCGCCGUCCCCCUUGGGGCGGCACCCCGGGGGUUUGUGCUUGGCAAGCGAGAGCGGUUUGGGGAGGGAGGGCCGUCCCUCUGGCGAAUCGCCCCGUCCUUGGGUUAAUUCUGCCGACGGGGGCUCCGCUUCGCAGCGGGCGGGCCGCAAAUAGGGGAAAAAAACAAACAAAAAAAAACAAAACAAAACAAAACAAAAAAAAAAAAACAAAACAAACAAAAAACACAAAAAAACAAAAACAAAACAAAAAAAAAAAACAAACAAAAAAAAAAAAAAACAUUUCGCUGGGGGGUUCGCCAGGUUAGGGAGCUGCUUCUGAUGCUGAGGGUUGGGGGGGGGGGGGUUAAUCUUUUGUGCUCCUUGUUUUUUUAAAACCACGUUUAGAACGGACUGAAGAGAGUGAAAAUUACAAAAAGGAGGAAAGGUGGCUGUAGAGGAACGGUAGUUCCUCUGGAUGCGCGUAGUCCCGUAAUUUCAAGCUCAGUUUGCAAAUCUCCAGAAUUCAGUUCGGUUUUAGUACCGUAGGCUUCUCUGAAAUCUCCUGUCUUUACUGACAUUACCAGUCUCAAAAUAAUAUUGCUAUUACUAUUACAGAUUUGGGUAAGUUAGGGCUUUCAUGUGUCCUCUGCUAUACUUUCUUUUCAAGUUCUGUGCUUCCGAAGCCUGUCCUUGAUUUCAUGGUCUUCAUUUUUUUAAAAGCAAAAAUAAUUGGAGACCACAAAGUUAAAAAAAAAAAAAAAAAUGCAUAUUUUGUAAAAUACCAUUUAGACAAAUCUGGUUUUACUCCUAAAAAUGCGUAUUUUAAAAUUGGGUUGUAUUACCCCACUGGUAUUAGUCCAGGUGGGGAUAUGCAGGGUUCUGCUGUCGUGUUUUGUUGCAGUUACCCCUCAUUCCUUCAAACAGUAGUUCUACAAAGAGUAACACAACUGCAAGAUACUGUAACAUAGCCAAUUUUAACUCUGGGGGAAUUAAGUUUCCAUUAUCCUUAAAAUGAUGCCCAAAAAAGAGUAUAUGAAGAGUCAUCAUUUGGAUAAUCUUUGUUAGAUUGUUAUUCAAGUCCAAUUUGUUUCAUAUAGGAAAAAAAAAGGUAUGUCUUUAAAAAGAAAGGGACAUUUUAAUAAUGUUGUAAAAUACAUGUAAGGAAUUAACUUGGAGAAAGAGCUGAAAAUGCUACUUAGUAUUGAAAUUUGUGUUACGAUCUCUUUCAUUCUUUGUGAAAUCCAUUGAAGAACUCAAGAGAAAUAUUGUAAUUGAACCCAUAUAGAGAAUUUGGGGAGAAGGUAGAGAUCAUUUUAAACUGUUAAUGAGAGUGUGUCGUUCUGUUAAACCGUUAAUGAGAGUGUGUGGUGAAAGUGGGAGUGAUGUUUAGUAGACUUGCCUUUUCCCCUCACGCUUCUUGGCAGUGAGUUUCUAUCUGGACUAGAUCCUACAGACACCUGCUACUGGACACUGGUUAUUACUGUCUUCUCCGAAAGUCGGCAUUCGUGAGAUCUGACCAUUGAUGUCACAUGCUGAUUAUCAUAUGCCUUAUCAAUAUUUCCUGAAAAACAAAAUGUAAUUAAACACCACAGUCCCCUUUGAUAUGAGUUCUACUCUGUAUAAGCGGUAGAAAAUCCGUGAGAAAAUACAUUGUACAGUACAGAAUAAUAUAUUUUGCCAGUGAUGUAAAAACAGAGCAAGGAAAAAGAAGCACAUUUGUAAUAGCACAAAUUUACAAUAAUUCCACUAUUGCAUUUGGUGUUGUAUUUUGGGGGGGGGGAAAAAAAAAAAAAAAAAAGGUCCAUUUUUUGAUCCAGCGUUAGUGGAUUUAUUGCAAUUUUGAUCAGUUUACCUUGCUGAUACUUCAGUUUAUUUCUAAGCCUUGCAUUUUGCAUAUGUGACUGGCUUUUCAAUAACCUGUAUUGCUUCCAUAUUAGUCAACGAAAACAAAACAAACCUUCUAAAAUGAGAAAGUCCACUGCAUUCAUUUCUGCUGAUUUCCUCCUCAAAGCUGGAAUUACAUUAGUAACUUCUCCUUUUGGCCAAUGUAGAGAUUUUGGCAUAUGACUGAUGGCUAUACCACAAAUUCACCAGUAGCCCAAGGUCGGGAAUGGAAUUCUCCCAGUAAGUGCGUUCUUGGGGCUACAGAACUCCCCGCUUUCCCGUGUGGGGCCGGGGAGGUGGGGAGAGAAGAACCUGACACCGUCAGAGCUGUGGGUGAGCCCGCCCAAAACUUCCACUGAUACUGCUGGGAAUUUACAACGUAAAGAAAAGUAAGCUUAAGGGAUGCACGCUUGGGCCCAAGGUGUAUUUACGUUUGAAACGCGCCCGAUUCUCUUCUCUGCAGAGAGAGAAGUCGGUGACGGGUUGUACAAGAACAGAACAGGAAGAGAUUCAAGCAAAAUGCACAUUUGAGAUACAUGGGAGAAAUAGAGGGGUGAAGAAAGAAGGUGAAAAGAGUCAUUCAAACUGCAAACUACGGACCUUGGGCUUCUCGGAUCCCAGAAAAUCUCUGUUUCUCACCCAAACUGGUUCCCACUGAUGGCUUGGCAGUGAUACCUCCAGCCUCACUGGGAGCCAGUUCAGAGUCACACCGGUAAAGACACUACUGCCUUUACUACAAAAAAAGCUACCCACAAAUUUGUCUUUUCUGCUGAUUUGCCCCUUUCUGGUUUUACUUCUAUAGAUACUGUAUGUGUAGCAUUCUACAAGGCAUGCUGGGUAAAAUAUACUAUGCAAAUGUGUACAGUGUUGCAUGCUCUGCUCUCCCUCUGCUUUUAGUGGCUUUCAAA